Eupeodes corollae is the source of this 1747-nucleotide messenger RNA. Its product is annotated as xaa-Pro aminopeptidase 3. The transcript is spliced from 6 exons. Gene Ontology annotation, cellular component: mitochondrion. The record is from RefSeq and is a predicted model, not a curated record. The coding region runs from base 102 to 1622 and encodes 506 amino acids. Gene Ontology annotation, molecular function: metalloaminopeptidase activity; manganese ion binding. NCBI's taxonomy places the organism in Eukaryota, Metazoa, Arthropoda, Insecta, Diptera, Syrphidae.
GGUUUUCGUUCUAUUUGAAAAGUCAAAAAUUAUACUAAAUAAAAAAUAAAUAAGGAACAAGCUACUAAAAUUUUAAAUAAUUACAAUUUCACUACAAAAAUAUGCUUCUAUUAAAAAAUGUCUCUAAUCGGAGUGUCAAUCAGUUUUCUUCCAAAAUCUUAAGAUUCUCAACGACCAUUGGAGCUUUGCCGGAAAAGGACAAGUCUGCCCAUCGGAACUUGAAUGGCAAUCUUGGUCAACCCACUUCAUGGACACAUCCACACCUUCUCAAAAAUGGUGACAUAGUUCCCAAUAUCAAGGUGGAGGAAUUCAAAGAGCGUAGGGCUCGUCUCAUGCAGGGAAUCCAGAAGCACUCAUUCAACAUCGAACCAACCAUAAAGAAUCACACAGUCAUUAUUCCGUCAGCCACAAAGAAAUACAUGAGUGACAAGAUCCCCUACGUCUUUCGUCAGAAUUCAGAGUUUUUCUACCUUACCGGUUGUCUGGAACCGGAUUCAGUUCUUGUCAUGACAAUCGACGAAUCUAGCCAACCAACAUCUACUCUAUUCAUGAGACCAAAGGACAAACACGCUGAACUUUGGGAUGGACCACGAACUGGCGUUGACAAUUCUCUCGAGCUGUUCGGAGUGGAAGAGGCCUAUCCAGUAAGUCAGUUCAAGACACAAAUCGCUCGAAAAACAAAUGAAAAAGACCACACUGUCAUAUGGUAUGAUGAACACACCUCAGAUCAGCAUCACUUGUCUGAAAUAUUCAGAGACUCUAAAACGAAAAGGCCUCUUAAGUCGCCAGCAACAUUUUUGCAAAGUAUGCGUCUCUUCAAGUCCCCAGCAGAAAUCGAUUUGAUGCGAAAAACCUGCAAAAUAGCUUCUGAUGCCAUCAAUGAGGCUAUGGCUGAGUCACAACCCGGUUUCUCAGAACAUCAUUUAUUCGCAAUGGUGGAUUUUAAGUGUCGCAUGAAUGAUGCCAGUUAUUUGGCCUAUCCGCCAGUAGUGGCUGGGGGUAAUAAUGCAACUACGAUUCAUUACAUAAACAACACUCAGUUGGUGCAGAGUGGAGAUAUGGUGCUAAUGGAUGCUGGUUGUGAAUACGGUGGCUAUACCAGUGACAUAACCCGAACAUGGCCAAUAAAUGGAGAAUUCACAGAACCACAAAGAGUGCUUUAUGACGUCAUAUUGACACUUCAGAAGGAUCUUAUUGGAAUUCUUCUGCGGGAAGGUGGAGAGAACUUGGACAAGCUAUUCGAAACAAUGUGCCUGAGGCUUGGAAAGUACUUGAAGGAAGUUGGCCUCAUAGCAGCUCAUAUCACAAACGAUCAGGCAAUAGCAAAGGCUGCUUAUGCCUUUUGUCCACAUCACGUAUCCCAUUACUUAGGCAUGGACGUCCAUGAUACGCCACUUAUGUCUCGAAGCAUGAAACUGAUGCCUGGAAUGGUGUGUACUGUCGAACCAGGAAUUUAUAUUGCCAAAGAUCGUCUCGAUGUGCCAAAAGAAUUCCGAGGUAUCGGAAUCCGAAUUGAAGAUGAUGUUUACAUAGCCGAUUCUGAUCGUGUUGAAGUUCUAACUGCGGAUUGUAUAAAAGAGCGUUCUAGUCUUGAAAGUCUUUUAAAAAGUAAGAGACAGUGAUUAGUGAAGAAAGUGACCCAAAAUUGUGUAUAGAUAUUUUAAAAAUUAAAUUUGAUCGUAAAAAUUUUACAAAGCAUAAACAAAAAACUGGACAAUAUUAUAUCCCUAAGCGAACCUGAACAUUA